Engraulis encrasicolus (European anchovy) is the source of this 1273-nucleotide messenger RNA. It is a transcript of the gene gas2a, whose product is annotated as growth arrest-specific protein 2. Gene Ontology annotation, biological process: actin crosslink formation. Gene Ontology annotation, molecular function: microtubule binding; cytoskeletal adaptor activity; actin filament binding. Bases 172 to 1248 code for a protein of 358 amino acids. Gene Ontology annotation, cellular component: actin filament. The transcript is spliced from 8 exons. Lineage: Eukaryota; Metazoa; Chordata; Actinopteri; Clupeiformes; Engraulidae. The record is from RefSeq and is a predicted model, not a curated record.
GGGAUUCUGAAUCAGUCUACUGUCAGGUCAAUGUUUUUGCCAGUAGACGAGUAGACUGGUAGCCCGCGCAUGUUCUUUUACAUCUUGUAUUUCUUUUAUUGUAAAGUUAUCGGUGAAAUAAGAGCCAAGUGACAUUCAGAAGUUUGGGAAGCAUGUGUAUACCGACUUUGCAUGACCGUAGAAGUGGAGAAGAGCAGCGGUCCCUCAACGAGAGUUGCAUUGUGGAAGGGCAGUGAGCGGGGGAUGAUGUUAUCGUCUCUGAGCCCCAAGCACCUGGCUGGUCCGGGGCUGACAGACGUGCAGCAGUACAGCCAGUGGCUGGCCAGCCGCCACGAGGCCAGUCUACUGCCCAUGAAGGAGGACCUGGCCCUCUGGCUCACCAGCAUGCUGGGUCAGGAGAUCACCGCAGAGAGCUUCAUGGAUCGCCUUGACAACGGCUUCCUGCUCUGUCAGCUGGCGGAGACACUGCAGGAGAAAUUCCGACAGAACGGCGGCGAGAUGGCCAAGGCCGUGCCCAGCCGUAAGAUCCUGUGUCGUGCCAGUGCCCCCUCCGGCUCCUUCUUUGCCCGUGACAACACGGCCAACUUCCUGGCCUGGUGUCGGGAGGUGGGGGUGGGGGACACCUGCCUCUUUGAGUCAGAUGGACUGGUUCUUCAUAAGCAGCCAAGAGAGGUGUGUCUCUGUCUGCUGGAGCUGGGAAGAAUCGCCUUGAGGUACAAAGUGGAGCCUCCUGGCCUGAUUAAACUGGAGAAGGAGAUUGAGCAGGAGGAGAGGGCCCCUCUGCCCCCUCCCUCCCCGCUCUCCCCUCUGGUCUCCCCCACCAUCUCCCCCUCGGUCUCCCCGGCGCCCUCCCCCAACAAGACCUCCUCCAGCAGCAGCAGCAGCAGCAGCAGCAGCAAGAAGAGCACCGGCAAGCUCCUGGACGACGCUGUCAAGCACAUCUCGGAGGAGCCGCCAUGCAAGUGCCCCAACAAGUUCUGUGUGCAGCGCCACUCACAAGGGCGCUAUCGAGUCGGAGAGAAGAUGCUCUUCAUUCGGAUGCUACAUAAUAAGCAUGUGAUGGUGCGUGUGGGCGGCGGCUGGGAGACCUUUGAGAGCUACCUGCUGAAGCACGACCCGUGCCGCAUGCUGCAGAUCUCCCGCGUGGAGGGCAAGACCUCGCCGCUCUCCAAUAAGCCGCCCAACAUCAAGGACCUCAGCCCAGACAGCUACCUGGUGGUGGCGGCCCACUACCGUGCCAAGAAGUAGCACCACGGACCAGGGACCAGGCCGA